AGCUCUGCUUCCGGCCCCUUCUGCCGGGCGGAAGUGGGCGGAGCGAAAAGCGAAAACAGCGCUCUUUUCCGGUGUCUGGGCACAGUUGAAGAAGCCACGAAGGAUCGAGGAGUCGUUUGGGAGGAUGACACGCCACGGCAAGAACUGCACGGCGGGGGCCGUCUACACCUACCACGAGAAGAAGAAGGACACAGCGGCCUCAGGCUACGGGACUCAGAACAUUCGACUGAGCCGGGAUGCUGUCAAGGACUUUGACUGCUGCUGCCUGUCUCUGCAGCCCUGCCACGACCCGGUUGUCACCCCAGACGGCUACCUGUAUGAGCGCGAGGCCAUCCUGGAGUACAUUCUGCACCAGAAGAAGGAGAUCGCCCGGCAGAUGAAGGCCUAUGAGAAGCAGCGGGGUGCCCGACGUGAGGAACAGAAAGAGCUGCAGCGGGCAGCAGCACAGGACCAGGUGCGGGGCUUCCUGGAGAAGGAGGCAGCCAUCGUGAGCCGGCCGCUCAACCCCUUCACGCCCAAGGCCACCUCUGGGAACAGCUCAGAUGACGCCGCAUCCAGGCCCAGCACGGCCCCCACUAGCAAGGACAAGGACAAAGCCCUGCCCAGCUUCUGGAUCCCGUCGCUGACUCCUGAGGCCAAGGCCACCAAGCUGGAGAAGCCGUCCCGGACGGUGACCUGCCCCAUGUCGGGGAAGCCGCUGCGCAUGUCCGACCUCACGCCCGUGCGCUUCACGCCGCUCGACGGCUCGGUGGACCGCGUGGGGCUCAUCACGCGCAGCGAGCGCUACGUGUGCGCCGUGACCCGCGACAGCCUGAGCAACGCCACGCCGUGCGCCGUCCUGCGGCCCUCGGGGGCCGUUGUCACCCUCGAGUGCGUGGAGAAGCUGAUCCGGAAGGACAUGGUGGACCCUGUGAACGGAGAGAAACUCACGGACCGUGACAUCAUCGUGCUGCAGCGGGGCGGCACGGGCUUCGCGGGCUCGGGAGUCAAGCUGCAGGCCGAGAAGUCGCGGCCAGUGAUGCAGGCUUGACGCGGCGCCGGGUCAGCCGGCCUGGGCGCAGCCUACGCAUGCGCCUUCCUCGGUGGGGCCGGCGCUGGGGCGUGUGGAGGAUGAGCCCCUGACUCCGGCAUCGUGCACCCCUGAGCGACCCAGGUCUGAAAGCGCCGGCUGAGAAUGCCUCCUGUAGUCUCACGUUAACAGUAAAAUCUGAAUUGAACGCAGACCCGGAGUGUUAAAGUUGGUAAACGUGCCCGGAAGGCCAAGUCGGAGCUGCGACCACGUGGGGGCUCAGCUUCAAUAGGGUAACUAGAAAGCCCCUCUUUUGAGCUAUCCCAGAGUAAAGCCAGGUGAGUCAGGAACACCCCCUCCCCCACACUGGAGGGGGACAGGAAGAGGAAACCGCCAGUGCAAAGGCCCAGAGGCAGCGCGGGCGAGAGCAGGUGGGAGAGGAGGUCAGAGGCUGGGCCUGCUGGGGUUCGGACUUGACUGGGGGUAGUGGGGCUGCCCUCAGCGCUUUCUUUGUUAAACCCGCGUAGCCGCAGAAGCAGCCUCUGGGCAGUAUGGAAAGCUAGACCUUCCACCAGCAGAAAUCAACAGAAUAAAGACGUCACGUUUCUGCCUCCCUGAGCACCACGGACGUCUCUCCUCCCAGGCCCUCCCCUGUGCUCACAUUCAUUCAGCCAAUGCGCGGUCAGUGCUCUUUCUGCCCACUGAGCAGUCUCCGUCUUUCCACCUCAGUAAAAGGUGUCAUCAGUGACCACAUGUGGUUCCAGGAAGUGCCCUUGACCGCUGUUUGCGCAGGCGGUGUCUGUGGCAGGCGGGCUGGUGUACCUGGCUGCUGAGAAAGGUUUCAACUCAAGGACUGGUGGAGUCAGCCGUGCACCAUGGGGGUCCUCCUCAAGGCCAGUGUUGGCUUUCCUAUUUACAUCUAGAACCUUCCCCAUGUCUCUGAGAGUCUUCGCACCCUACUUUGGAUACAGGCUUGAGAACUGUACUAAAAAACCAGGCACAAAAGGUCACAUUUUUUUAAAUAAUUUAUUUAAGAUUUUACUUAUUUUUGCAUAGAAGAACUGGUGUAUAGGCCAGAGGUGCAGGGGAUGAGAGGAUUCCCCAGAGACAGAGUGGGGAGCAGAACAGGCAGAUCUACUGAAAUACACUGCUGAGGGGAGCAGCAGGGAGACAGGAGAGGUCUGCUGCACCGAGUGGAUCACCUCUCUGGCCGGGGAUGGAACUCGUGCUGCAGUGGCUGCAGAUAGCUUCACAGUGCUGAGACAACCCCUUGUACCACCAGGGAGGCCCCUCAAAAGAUUUUUUUAAAAGCUGAAGAGGUUUGAACCUAUACCCGUAAAUCACAUAUAAACCAAUGUUACAUCAAAACUAAAGCAAAAAAAAAAAAAAAUGGGGGAAAAGACACGGAGGGUGGUGAAGUACUGGGAAGUUUUACAUAGUAAACUGUUCUAGAGUACUAGCAAUUUUUAUCUGAGAGUAUUCUUUUUACUUAAACAAAAAUGGGCAGCUCUCCUGCAUGCCUGGACAUCUAUGCAUGUGUUUACUUUUGUUUAAUAAACUUCCCACAUUCUGAUAUAAUAAAUAAAUGAAAAUAAAACCGCAAAAUGCAAUUUUUUAUCAGGCAGAUCCCCAAAGAUCUACACAUUUACCCAGAGCCUUCGUAAAACAGCGUUCUACCUUAUGCCACUAGGGGGCAGUAUAUUACCACGAGUAAAAUUUUGGAGCCUGAAACAUUUGUAUUUAAAUCCCAACUCUCCCACAGAUCUCAAUGAUAAACUCAAUAAAACAGAAAGCCAUAAUCUAAAGGCACUGAAAAAUGAAAAACAAAGCAGUCUGGAACUAGAGGGGAAUUUACAGGCAGUGGAUGAGUUUCAUUUGUACAGCUUUUUGUCUGAUGGGUUCUAAUCCAUCCCAAGAUGGGCAAUUUAAACACCAGGAGAAAAUCCAUAGUCCUGGCAUGAAGAACCGCAGCAACAAGAAAGGGCGGUAUAAAUUCUGCAAAAGAGAACUAGAGAGGAAGUACUUCGGAACUUUAUAUAACUGCUCAACUAUCUAGCUGACUCUGAACUCGACCCUCAUGGGGUACAUUUUUUUUUUUUAAGAAUUAUUUAUGCAUACAAGAACUGGGGUACAGGCCAGAGGUGUAGAGGGUGAGAGGAUUCACCAGAGACAGAGUGGGGAACAGAACCGGCAGGUUGAUUGAAAUACACUGCUGAGAGGAGCAGCGGGCCAGUCAGGAGAGGUCUGUUGCACCAUAUGUGUUGCACCUCCCUGGCCAGGGAUCAAACUCAUGCUGCAGUGGCUGCGGACAACUUAAUAGGUUACCUCUUGAUCCGUUGUGCCACCAGAGAGGCCCUCAUGGGGUACAUUCUAAGAAGCCCAACUAAACCUAAGAAAAAUGAGCUGGAAUUUGAAUUGCAAAUUUCACAGGACAGGGCCUCCAGGUGGCCUAGGGUUAAAGACAGGGCUAUCACCUCUAUGCCCUGGCCUGAGUUCAAUUCCUGGCCAGGGAGCUGACUCACAUGGCGAAGCAGACCUCCCCUGUCUCGCCUGCAGCUGCCCUCAGCAGUGGAUUUCAGUGGAUUCGCCUAUUCUGCUCCCCACUCUGUCUCUGGUGAUUCCUGUCACCCCCUGCACCUCUGGCCUACACCCCAGUUCUUAUAUGCAUAAAAAAAAGGCAAAAAUUUAGUGGAGAAAUAAAAAGAAUGAAACAAAUCCUGAAAGAAAUAAAUUUUGCAUGAUCACAGAAUCCAAAGUUGAUAUACAAGAAGUAUUAUUAGAUCUAGAAGCAGGAAAUUGAAAUGUAAAAUUUUAAAAACAAUUUCAUUUACAAUAACAUAAAAUACACUGGGAUAAAUUUAAGAGAAGAUAUAAGACCUUUACUCUGAAAACUAAACAACAUUGCUGAAAAGAAUUUUGAUACUUAAGUCCAUGGGGAGAUAUACUAUGUUCUUGGAUUGUAAGAUUUAAUAUUCCAAUGCAAUUGAAAUUAAAUGAUAUCUAUUCUACUAAAAUAGUCUAUAGCUUUAUGUCUUACCCUGGGUUAUUUCCAUCUCUUUGCCCAAGAAGGAAAAAAAAAAAUCAAAUAUAGGGGAAUCUAGGGCUUAACCUGUCAGGGGAAUUUUUUUUUCUAUUUUAGUUGCUUGCUUUUUUUCUUUUUUAAAUUAAUGGGCUUUCUUUUAAAGAGUAGUUUUAAGUUUACAGAUAAAUGAGUGGAAAGUACGGAGAGUUCCCAUAGCUACCUUCUUACCCUACCCCCCCACCCUGCCCUAUUAUUAACAUCUUUCAUUAGUGUGAUACUUGACUGUGAUCAGUAAGCCAAUGUGGAUACAUUAUUACUAAUUAUAACCCACUAAUACAUGAGGGUUCACUUCAUAGAGACUAGUCACUGCCCUAAAAAUCUAGGGGUAUUUUUGGAGUCUAUCUUGCACAAACAAUGCAUACAUUGUGGGUGAAUUUUCACAGGUGGGAUACACCUGGGAAACAGUUCCCAAUCAAGCUCACCCCCAGCCCCUCCAACCCC
Molecule: messenger RNA, 4532 nt
Organism: Talpa occidentalis (Iberian mole)
Lineage: Eukaryota; Metazoa; Chordata; Mammalia; Eulipotyphla; Talpidae
Gene: NOSIP
Product: nitric oxide synthase interacting protein
Exons: 9
Coding region: 125-1030 (301 amino acids)
Cellular component (GO): nucleus
Molecular function (GO): ubiquitin protein ligase activity
Source: RefSeq, a predicted model, not a curated record